AAGAGUAGAACCACAACUUCCAUGAACUCCUCUGCUUAGUCUCUCGCUAGGCGGGUACGACUUCCGGCGUCCAACCGGAAGCCGGAAGUAAUAGACACUGAUUGGGGGUAAGGAGUUCCCCCUUCGGCGCCUCUCCAGUCUCCUCUCACACAGAUAUGGAUGUAGAAUCACCAGAACCAAGUCUAUGAGAUGUGUCAUUUGAACCAGAGAUAGAAGAACCAGGAGCAGUAUUAAUGAAUUCUGCAGAAAAUGGAGUCCUUCAGAGACAAGACAGUAGAUGAACUGAAGGAACUGGAAGAGAAUUCAGAGGAGAUUGAGCGGCUGGCACUGGAUUCUAAUGAGAUCCAGGAUCUACAGCUGGAAAGGGAAAUGGCUUUGGCCACAAAUCGUAGCCUUGCAGAACAGAACCUCACGUUCCAGGAACCCUUAGAGACAGGACGUGCGAACCUCUCAGAUAAAUACAGGGAGCUGCAAACACUGGUUGAACGAUACCACGAGCAGAAGGCAAAAUUAGAGAAAUACUCAAAAGCAAUGCAGCCUGGCACCCUGCUAAAUCUUCUUCAGGUAGAAGGGCAGAAAAUUGAAGAGGAAUCUGAGGCAAUGUCUGAAAGGUUCCUGGAGGGUGAAGUGCCUCUGGAGACAUUUCUUGAGCAGUUUUCCUCCAUGAGGAAGUUGUCCCAUCUGCGGCGGGUGAAGGUGGAGAAGCUUCAGGAAAUGCUGAGGAAAUCUCAGUCUUCACAAGAGCCACCCAACAGCACUGCAUUCAACCAUCAACAUCCUGCCAGCAUACCUGCUGGACCUGUAAUUCAGCAGCCACAGACUAGUUCAUCUGGGGGACCACCCUUUCCUUUACCUUAUAGUCUAUCCCCUUGCAUGGCUACUGGCCCUUCAGCUCAUGGAGCUCUCCAGCCAGCUCCUUUUGCUGUAACACCCGUUAUGGCAGGAUAUGCCGCUUCUCAACCAAAUCCCCAACCUCCAUUUCCUUAUAAACCAUUCUCAGGUCCUGGAUACCCUCCUGUGUCCGCUGGGGCUUCAGUGCCCCAGUCUCAGGCAAGUGACCCUUCUUCAUCCCCUGGGUAUUCUUGGUCUCCGUCCAGAACACCCCCUAGUAGACCAGGAUACCCACAAUUCCCUCCUAGGGCUUCAUCUACAGGGCCAGGUUUUCCUCAGCCUCCGUAUUUUCCACCAGGCGGAAAGUCACAGUGCCCAUAUCCUACUCAGUCUGCAGUGCCUAAUUUUCCUGUUCCUUCUCAGCCUCCCUAUCCCACAGGCCCAAGCCCAUCCUUUGGGUAUCCAGCACCACCUCUGCCCCCUCGAGGCCCUUCUUGGUCAGGAUACUAGUCAGAAUUCCCAGACUAUUCAUUCAUAUAGUGGCCUAAGAAACUGAUUCUUGCUAGCUAAUGAAGUCAAAGAUGAAAACUUGGAAGCAUUGUCCUGAGAGACCUAUUUGUGUAGGCAUUGUAUUGGUGGGAAAUGGCCAUUGGUUGUCUGUGGAACCUAAUAAGUCAUUCCCUCUUCUGCACCAUCACCCCUCAAAUUAGUUUUUACUGUAAAAUACAUUUUUUGGUGGCACAGAAUGGAUCCACAUGCCUUCUGGGGCAUGGGGGACAAUUUUGCCACUUUUAGGUUGGCAUAUCAGCUCCAGGAGAAGCUUUAAAAAAAAAACCCAGUUAAUUUCCUCAAAAGUCUUGGAAGGCUGAAAACCUGCCAAAAUUGUUCCCCAGCCUCCCCCCCCCCAGGGGAUAUGUGGGGGAUGUUUGGCAAAAAAAGUUUCAAAAAAAUUCCGCAGACCUAAAAAUGGCUCCGGGUGGAUAUACAGCUAUGGGUUGUACUUUCACCAUCCCUGCUUUAUACUGAUAGAAUGUAUGGUUUAAUGCUAUCACUGUUGAGAAAGAAUGCCGCUGUUGGAGGGUUCAGUUCAUAAGCAUAAGUAGGCACUGAAUGUUGGCAAUUGUUAAUGGCCAUUUGUGUUGACAAAGGAGUCAACUCAAGCCAUAAUUUUAAAUGCAAAUAAAGGCCCAGACUCUUAGCUCAUGUGUAAAAGGCAUUGUUCCAAUUAAGCUGCUUGAGGCAUAUUUAUUGACUGCAGCUUGGAUCUGGUGCUGUGUGUUUGUGUGCACACAACUCUGUGUGUGUGUAUGUGUGUAGUUUUCUACUUUAAUAUGUUAGAAUAGAUAUAUAGAUAGAUAUAUAAAGAACUCUAUACACUUACGUGCACCGAUUGAUGGCAAGGAGAAAUCAGUAAAUAUUCCUGAUAUAAAACACAUGUUUUCCAGGAAUGUGUUGAUAAAUGAUUUCUUUUGUCACUUGAAAAAUAUGAGGAAGUAAAUUGAGGGCACUGUCUUUCCCUUGACAUACUUCAGAGGUGGUGUGUCAGCUAACGCAAAAGCGAAACAGUCCCCCCACUCUACUCACAACUCCAGUCAGGUGUCUGUCCAUCCUCACCUUCUAUCAAAUGGAUGGGGGACCUUUUGUGGCCUGAGGACCAUCUUGUCUCAUGCUAGCAGUGAGCAGGACAGUUAUUCAAAAUGCCAUGCUGUGUCUGAUUCCGUACUCAUUUGUUCAGUUCUUUUCCCCUCCAUUUUUCUCUGUCCCAUUCUCCCUCCCCCCACCUCCAGCUCAGUCCUUAGGCUUAAAUAAGGCUCUCAUUGACACCAAUGGAAUCUUGAAAAUAAGUUUAGUUGCUGCAUAGGGAGGGAGGCAGCCCCUGCACAUGAAGACAGCCCACACUUCCCAGCUCCCUCUCCCAUAGGAUUGUGAUCUUUUUUUUAAAAAAAAUGGUGACAAUGUAGUCAUUUUUUAAAAAAAAAAAAUCCUAAUGGCAGAAGGGGAGGCCUGUUGAGCUGGAGGUUCAUAAUCAUAGUCCCAGCUGUAGGACAUAAUCACAGGCCCCUACUUGAUUAUAUCAGUUAGCUAUCUUGCUUGUUACUUCUCCUGUCUGUUGUGUGUUCACCAUUUCAAGCCUACUAGGGCUUACUUUUUCUAUCCAUUCUGCUCUGACAGACACAUACAGAUGAUGCACAAUGAAUUUAUCAGGUAUAUAGAAGGUUAUGGAAUUUUUUCAGAGAUGAGAUAACAAGGCUCAAACACUAUGCAUUUUUAUACUUGGGAAUAACAGUCCACAUGCUAAUGUCUCAAUUGGCAAACACGGUAUACACCAUUGAAGCUUGCAGGCAUCUGUGGGUUGCCAACAUAUCCAGAUCCUUUUCAAUAAUGGCCUUAGGACUUCAAUAAUGAGGGCCUCUGCCUCCUCUCUUGUUCAUUAUCCAUUUUUUUCAGUUGACAAGCAGAAACAUUGGCUACCGGUUGUGAAAACCUAAUAGAAAUCAGAACGGCUUUGCUAAGCACUUUAUCCUCAUUGUUUGUCUAUAAUUUAUUUAUUUUGAACAUUGACUACUAAUAGUCUUGAACAGGCUGAAUGCUUUUGGAAUUUGAUGCAGACAAAUCCAUAUCUGAUCAAUUAUGGUAAUAACAUUUGAUGAACUGCACAUAGAUUUAAGAUUAUUACUUUUGGAAAUGAAGUUGUAGCUGGUUGAUUUGUUAUUGAUUCUUUCUUUUCCUUUUUUUUUUUUUGCUUGCUAAACAUUUUCCCUUUUGACUUCUAGUUUGUGUUAAUAAGGCUUUUUACAUGACAUAGUCAUAUCUCACUUCUCUUUUCUAUACCCAGCUUAAAAGAUCCAUUUGUGAAUCUGUCCUCCCCAUGGAGCAAUAACCGUUAUCAUCCAGUACGAUGUUUCAUCUGUCUUAAGCACUGUAAUUUCCAUCAUCCAUUUGCCUUUCCUUAGUGUCAUCAAUUACUGAUCAUAGUACAGUACCUCAUUAUUGACUUUGAUUCAUUUCAUUCUACUCUUACACAAUUAAAAGUCAAUACCCUGCCUAUAGUGAUUUAGCUCCUAAUUUUCCAACUUGAUCCAAUGUAAUAUUAAAUCAUCUCCUUCUUGUAUUAGAAACUGAGGCCUGAAGAAAGGCCAAAAUGAUGGAGAUGUAUUUGGCCCUUGUUUUUUUUUU
Messenger RNA from Sceloporus undulatus (fence lizard), 4008 nucleotides. RefSeq names its product VPS37C subunit of ESCRT-I (gene VPS37C). Gene Ontology annotation, cellular component: ESCRT I complex. Bases 250 to 1341 code for a protein of 363 amino acids. The record is from RefSeq and is a predicted model, not a curated record. Gene Ontology annotation, biological process: protein targeting to membrane; ubiquitin-dependent protein catabolic process via the multivesicular body sorting pathway; protein targeting to vacuole. NCBI's taxonomy places the organism in Eukaryota, Metazoa, Chordata, Lepidosauria, Squamata, Phrynosomatidae. The transcript has 6 exons.